This is a messenger RNA of Thlaspi arvense, 881 nucleotides long. The record is from the annotation of a GenBank genome assembly. Lineage: Eukaryota; Viridiplantae; Streptophyta; Magnoliopsida; Brassicales; Brassicaceae.
AAUCCAUUGUUCCACCAAAGAAAAUAGAGAAAAUGUCAGAAUCCUUACAUAAGAGGAUGAAAUUCAGCCUACCAGACGAUGUAUUGGAGCUUAUCAUGUCAACGUUUCUUCCCAUCCAAAAUGCUUUAAGAUGUCGUCAAGUGUCGUCAAGGUUUAGGAAAGCAAAGAUUCGAUCCCGAUAUCUUGAUUUCAGCGGAAUAAACUCUGUGAAACGGAGUCAGUUAAAGGUAGUAGAUAUAAUCGACGAAGUUUUUAAAAAUCACAUAGGAUUGGAGAUCAACCAGUUGGUUUUGAUUCUCAAUCAUAUCGGCAUUGAAGAUAAGAUUUUAAUGUGGAUUAAAAAGUGUAUUGAUAAAAAUCUUAAAGAGCUUGUCUUAGAUUUUUCCAAAUCUAAAAAAGUUUUAGAGAUUCCGAUCAAUUUCUGGGCCAUUGAGACGCUAACAGUUCUGAAGCUCAAAUGGUGUAAAUUCGAAAUACCAAUUAACUCUCUCCUAAAGACCAAGGUGACAAAAGAGAUGAUAGAUGCAAUCUUCAGCAACUGCAUCCACCUCGAGAUGCUUGAACUAAUCAAAUGCUCAAUGUAUGGGAUAUUGAACAUCAAUGCUCAAAAUCAUAAGAAGUUCAAAUCGCUGGUGGUAUAUUCUAUGCCAGACCUCUUGACGAUCGAUUUGGAUGCACCCACUCUAGAAUGCUACCAGUACGAUGGAUAUGUUAGGAUAGUUGACUUUUCACGAGUUAAUGCACUUAAAGAGGCAAAACUUCAUUAUAAUCGGAGUUACGAUUGGCAUAACUACAAUCCGUCAGCCAUGGUGAUUGCUAAUAUGGGUGCCUAUGUAGGAGUUCAUGUCCUUGCAACAACAAACAUUUUUCUUGAGGAGGAC